CAAGCAGUUUAUGCUGGUGGGCGCCACCAUGCCGAACGCUGGCACGAAGAACGUCCACCUGCACGUCGAGCGGAGCUGGCCGGCGGCGGCGUGGGUGCGCACCGGCCGCGAGCACCACUCGAUCGGCCCUCGGCUGCGUCAGUUCUUCGUGCGGGUGGGCGAGGAGAGCCGCGCCGCCGCGCUCCGCGCCGCAGUGCAGCAGGGGCCGCAGGGCCGCACUCUGGUGUUCGCAAACACGCUCGCCACGGCGGAGGCGGCCGAGGCGGAGCUGCAGGGCGUCCGCACUUGCGCCGCCUUCCACAACGGCGUGGGUCCGGAGGAGCGGCGGGAGCACCUCGCAGCCUUCCAGCAGGGGGAGCUGCCCGUCCUCGUCUGCACCGGCCUCGCCUCGCGCGGGAUCGACUUCACCGACGUUGCCCACGUGGUGCAGUACGAGAUGGCGGCCAACGCGGUCGAGUACAUCCACCGCGUGGGCCGCACCGCGCGCGCCGGCCGCUCCGGCGUCGCCACCGCCCUCUACACCGACCUCAGCGCCCCGCUCGUCGACGCGCUGCGCUCCGCGUCCGAGCGGGGCGACCCGAUCGACGCCCUCUUCUCGCGCCGGCGGCUCUUUCGGAAAAAGUUCAACAAGGCGAGGGAGUAUGAGCUCGGCCAGCGUGCAAGUCAGGCGGGCAGGCAGUCCUAGGGGCUUUGUCACGAGUUCAGAGCUGGGGUGAGAG
Emiliania huxleyi CCMP1516 is the source of this 719-nucleotide messenger RNA. RefSeq lists its product as hypothetical. The record is from RefSeq and is a predicted model, not a curated record. NCBI's taxonomy places the organism in Eukaryota, Haptophyta, Isochrysidales, Noelaerhabdaceae. The coding region runs from base 11 to 685 and encodes 224 amino acids. The transcript is spliced from 5 exons.